Messenger RNA from Dibothriocephalus latus, 876 nucleotides. The record is from the annotation of a GenBank genome assembly. Lineage: Eukaryota; Metazoa; Platyhelminthes; Cestoda; Diphyllobothriidea; Diphyllobothriidae.
AUGUUGCCGCUAUUUGGCAUCAGCAGCGAUCAGCUCUCUGAGUUGCUGCUCAUCAACAUUGGCAGCGCUGCUGACAUCCUCGACCUCUUCGAGUCCUUCAAUGAGGAAGCUGUUAUAAACAAUUUUCCCCUACAGAUAAGCAUCCUUUGCCUAUGGCAAGCCAGUCUACUGCAGUUUUGCUUCAAUAAGACCUCCAGGCUUGAGGCCAGCAUGUCCUCCAUCCUGACACAUUCAACGGCGCCUCGUAGCCUGGACAGCGGUCAACACAACCCUUUUCAGGCGCCUGCGGUAGCCGACACCAACCAAAAUUGUUGCCUGCGAUGCUGCAAAAGGAAGAAGAAGGUAACUCGAUUAAAAUCCCUGCAUGAAGUGGAAGCACAGGCUCGAAGGUCCAAAAAGAAGGCGGAAUCCCAGGUGCGGAGCUCCACAAGCACGGCAGAAUCACAGUCGCGAAGCUCCACAAACACGGCAGAAUCACAGUCGCGAAGCUCCACAAGCACGGCAGAAUCACAGGUGCGAAGUUCCAAAAAGACGGCGGAAUCACAGGAGGAAGCCAGUGAGUUGACAGAGGAAUGCACUUGCUGUUGUCAUUGUUGGCAUAGUUACUUUCUUCGACCGGGUCACUUUGGUUAUGUUCUCUUCGGAACGGAAUUGUGGGCCAUUAUAAUGACGCUGAUGCUGCAAGACAUGCCCUUUCUGAUCCUGCGGCUCAUGCUGAUUUUCCGCUACAAUGUGCAGAGUUAUCAGAACAUUUUCUUCACUGUCAAGAACCUACUCCUCAUUCUGGCCCAGGUCUUUCGGUCCACGAUCCUGGUGCAAGCUCACUGGUCUACGAACAAGUUGUUAGGGCGAACCCGUGUCUAUCGUCCACGCUGA